Molecule: messenger RNA, 520 nt
Organism: Vittaforma corneae ATCC 50505
Lineage: Eukaryota; Fungi; Microsporidia; Nosematidae
Exons: 1
Source: RefSeq, a predicted model, not a curated record
AUCCUGCCGAUAUGUUAAUCCGUAUUGCAAGCGAUCUGAGGAUGUGUGCGAUGAGAGAUACAGCCACGAAGUGGCAAGCGAAUAUGAGCCGAGUUGCAAUAAUGAAAGCCAUCCGUCUUCUUGCACUGCUGAAGUAUUACAGACAGAUGAGCAUAGCACAAGCCUUGACAACGACAGUGGCGCAGAUGGAUUGGUAAUUAGAGAAAAACGAAAGCAGGCAAAUGUUUCUGCAAAGAGGCACAAAUAUCAGUUCUACUUCGAACUAGAGCCUGCUGUUGAAGUGGUAAGCACACAUGACGACUCAGAGCAGUCAACAGUCACUCAUAUUAGCGACCUAACUUUGGCAACGAAGUAUCCGUCUAGGAAAGUAAAGCGUGAGUGUGUGUCUUGUGUCGAAGACAGCUUUUUGUGCGAGCGGGAGCUGUUCAUAAACUACCCCAAAGUGGAGAACCGGAAGGGCCACAAGAAAAGCAGCAUGUCGAGAUACAACAGGCUUCACAAGCCAGCGAAUUUGCCUUGA